Coffea eugenioides is the source of this 892-nucleotide messenger RNA. RefSeq names its product temperature-induced lipocalin-1-like. The record is from RefSeq and is a predicted model, not a curated record. Lineage: Eukaryota; Viridiplantae; Streptophyta; Magnoliopsida; Gentianales; Rubiaceae. The coding region runs from base 139 to 699 and encodes 186 amino acids. The transcript is spliced from 2 exons.
AGAUCCUUAUCAAGUACUAGUAUUAAUCCAGAAAACAGAAAAAUCAGGUCCCAUCUGGUAGUUUGGGCGCAAACCUUCAUUAUCUAUCUAUCUGCUUAGCCUCUAUUUGAUUCAAAAUCUGCAAAAAAAAAAAAAAAAAUGGCACCAAAGAAAGAGAUGGAAGUGGUAAAAGGCCUGGACGUGGAGAGGUAUAUGGGUAGAUGGUAUGAAAUUGCUUCAUUUCCUUCGUUCUUCCAACCAAAAAAUGGGGUUGACACAAGGGCCACCUACACUUUGAACUCUGAUGGAACUAUCCAUGUUCUGAAUGAAACCUGGUCUGAUGGCAAAAGGGAUUCUAUUGAAGGCACUGCCUAUAAGGCUGACCCCAAAAGUGAUGAGGCAAAGCUCAAAGUCAAGUUCUAUGUCCCCCCCUUCUUGCCUAUCAUUCCUGUUACUGGGGAUUACUGGGUUUUGUAUAUUGAUGAUGAUUACCAGUAUGCCUUGAUUGGCCAGCCUAGUAGGAAGUAUCUUUGGAUACUGAGCAGGAAAACCCACUUGGAGGAUGAGAUCUACAACCAGCUUGUUCAAAAGGCUGCUGAGGAAGGCUAUGAUGUUAGUAAGCUGCACAAGACACCACAGCAUGACCCUCCUCCAGAGAGUGAUGGUGCUUCCACCGAUAACAAAGGGAUUUGGUGGAUCAAAUCUUUAUUUGGGAAGUAGUUAGUAAUAGACCCCUUUUCGAAAAUUGCGGCGUUAGUGAUGCAAUCAGUAAAAGAAAUAGUAGUGGUGUUGAAUAAAAGGGCCUUAGAGUCCCAUCUUUGGUAAUGUAAUUAUUAUUUCUGCUGUGUCCUUGCUGUAAUGUUUGAGAAUAGUGUGGUUUGAUCUCGAAUGCAAUUUGAGUCUUUGCCUAAAA